Messenger RNA from Trypanosoma theileri, 2079 nucleotides. RefSeq lists its product as uncharacterized. The transcript has a single exon. The record is from RefSeq and is a predicted model, not a curated record. NCBI's taxonomy places the organism in Eukaryota, Euglenozoa, Kinetoplastea, Trypanosomatida, Trypanosomatidae. Gene Ontology annotation, molecular function: carnitine O-acetyltransferase activity. Gene Ontology annotation, biological process: carnitine metabolic process. The coding region runs from base 1 to 2079 and encodes 692 amino acids. Gene Ontology annotation, cellular component: mitochondrion.
AUGGCCUCCCGUAAACGAAGCACAAAGAUUAUCAACACCAGUGGUUCAACAACAGAAGAAGAUGCUGUUGGGGCAGCAACGGCGGCUAUGCUUGCUACUGUUAUUCGCAUGGCAACAGUUCGAAGUACUGCAUAUGCAGUCAAUGCCCGCCCUGCACAGAGUCGAAUGGUGAAUCUUAACUCUCUACGCCCACACGGGGCUUUGAAAGAAGGAGAACUGGAUAGUAAUCGUCACUAUGAUGAACCUCCAGAAUCUUUAUUAGAUGACGUGAUAUCUAUGGUUCAUGAAUCCCAAAAAGUUUUACAUCAAUCUGAAGACUUUAAUUUAGUUGUAGAUGUGAAGGAAGCGAUGAGUAUUCUUCGAGAACCUUUUUUUCAUUAUUGGUGGCGAGAUAGUAUUGCAAAGGAAUGUACAAAUGCAGCGGCAUAUCCUUUUACAAAAUUAUACUUUACACCACCACCUCCAUCAUCUGAGGUAAGUACAGAUACUCCUCUCGUGGGAAGUGAUGAUAGAUGUUUUAAUACAGCUAAUAUGAUUCGUCGUAUUCUUUUGGUAUUUACAAAGGCAUCUAAUACUUCUCAAUUAGUAUAUGAAGAACUUUUAUUUCAUGUACUUCGAAAUGAGAAAACUUCUGCAGAAGGUUUACUUCAAUCUAAUUAUAAUAGUCGUCAUAUUACUGUUUGUUGUGGUCUUUACUUUUAUCGCAUUGAUGUUCUUGAUCAGGCUGGAAUAGUGGAAAGUAUAGAUACAAUUGCGAAACGUCUCAAGUCUGUAAAGGAACAUGCAGCACGUACAGAAGCAUUACUACGAGAACAAAAAAUACUUCCUCAAGCAUUAGAAGAACUUAUUGCAUUUUAUAAACUUUUAGCUUAUUUAACAGAAGUGAAUCGAAAAGACUGUGCUGCUAUUAUGGAAAGGUUAAAAACUGCAAGUCCGGUAAAUGAAGCUUGUUUAAAUGCUCUGGAUUCAGGUAUUUUUACAGUUGUAUUGCGAAGUAUAAAUAAUCUUCCUUCUUCAGCGCAUUGGUUUAGAAAUGCACUCGUAUUAGAAGAAGAAGAAGAGGAACAGGAAAACAAUUCAUUAUCCAUACGUGCACAUUCAACAAUUAUAUGUAAGGAUAAUCUUAUGGAAUUUUUAAUGCAAGUAUUCAAUUUACGUGAUGAGGGAAAUUACAUAACAAGAUCUGUAGAGGUUUCAUUAAAUGGAGAACUAACCACACCAACUACCACUACAAGCACAAGCACAGGAACAGGAACAGGAACAGUAGGUGAUGAAAGUAGUGAUCAUAUUAACAAGAUUCUUCCUACAGGAGUGGAAUUCUUAGAAAUGUGGUUACCAUGGAAACAUCGUAUAUUAAUGCAACCUUAUGCUGUAAUGGAACCAACUCCAUGUUUAUUUAAUCUUUUAUUUCCAAAAGAGAAUAUGGUUUCUUUUGCAGUUUUUUGUCUUUCUACAGUUCUUGCGGUUCAAGAAAAUUUAACCCCAUCGAAUGGUUUUCCUACUGUUUUGGUGGCUUUUCCAAAUUUAAAAGGAGCUGUAUCUGCCACUUUAUUAUACUCUGCUGAGAUAGAAACUCUUAUUCAAUCUUUAAGAUGUGGAUCUGUAUUAGUGGAGUGGCGUGCAAAGAAAUUUUUAUUACUCAAAGCAUUAAAGAUUAUAGAAGGUGUUAUUGAUGCUUGUUAUCAUGAACCGUAUCCAUUAUAUUCUGUGGCUAAAUUACUUCUUUCUAGAGAAAAGGUAAAAACAACAAAUGCCUCUUCUAAUGGUGCUAUUUUGGGUCCAGUGGAUAUGUUUAUUACUCUUGACUUGUUAGGUACGAGUGGUGAUAUUAUAAAGAGUGAAACUCAUCUUGUUUUGCCUUCACGUUUUGCAGUGACGUGCAAUGCUGUUGGAAAGAUAGAACGAGGAGGAAGUGUGAAUAAACCUUCAGAAGCCAAUUCUUUAAAAGCCUCCACCGCAAUGUUAACAUCUGCCACACUGGUGGCCCUUAAGAAAGAGGAAGAGUUGGAAAUUGGACAACGUUUAGCCGAUAGCAUUGCUGUGAAUGGGCAACAACUGCUAUCGCUAAUGUCCAUGUAG